This is a messenger RNA of Cyprinus carpio (common carp), 4878 nucleotides long. RefSeq names its product phosphatidylinositol-5-phosphate 4-kinase, type II, alpha a. NCBI's taxonomy places the organism in Eukaryota, Metazoa, Chordata, Actinopteri, Cypriniformes, Cyprinidae. Gene Ontology annotation, molecular function: phosphatidylinositol kinase activity. The record is from RefSeq and is a predicted model, not a curated record. Gene Ontology annotation, biological process: phosphatidylinositol metabolic process.
GCGCGCGUGUGCGUAGCUGUCAGUCCGUCAGUCGAGCAGCGCGGAUGAGCCGGAUACGCCAACUUCAGACAAUAUAGCUGACAAAAUUCACACCGAGUUCAGACUCGGACACGCUCCACACUCGGAAUACUGGCUUCGUCUAAAAAUAAACAUAUUUUCGGGGCAGACAAACGACAAAGAAAGAAAGUGGGAGUGGGAUUUUGCUUGAGACAUAUUUGAAGGGUUGAUGGCUUAGCCUGACUGGGGUGAGUUAGCAUGCUAACGGAGCAGCGCCACAGUGGAUUUCUCUCCACCCGCUCUUUUUUUCUUUAAAUUAAUCUGACGUCGCUCAAAUUGCCUUUUAUUCUUCAUUUUCAGUUGUAUCGGCCAGCAUUUGGUCUGUUUUUUUUAAGCUUAGUGUUUAAAAAGCUCCCGAGGGGAGACUGGCUUGGCAGGCUAGCUAGUUAGCAAGUAAGGUAGGCUUACUAAUGAACUCUUAAGGAGCUUUUGCAGUUUACGGACGAGAACUUAAGAAUAAUACGUCUUAUUGGUCUGAACAUUAAUGUUAAAUGUAACAGCAGACUGUUUUAGCACAUUAAGCGAGAUACUAGCGAGCUAAUACAGCUAAGUAGCUGGCUGCGGUUAGCUAACUGAACGUUAUGCCAAAUUAUAUUUUACUAAGAGACAGUUAGGACACAACUAGCUUAAAACACUUGUCACUGUGUGAUAGUUAAUUUAUUGUUAUACAACAAACAAUGGCCUCGGCUGGUAACACUGUCUCGUCGUUUGCGAGUAAAACAAAAACGAAGAAGAAACACUUCGUGGCUCAGAAAGUGAAGCUGUUUCGUGCCAGCGACCCUCUGCUCAGUGUUCUCAUGUGGGGAAUAAACCAUUCGAUAAACGAGUUGAGCCAUGUUCAGAUCCCCAUCAUGCUUAUGCCUGAUGACUUCAAAGCCUACUCGAAGAUUAAGGUAGACAACCACCUUUUCAACAAAGAGAAUAUGCCCAGCCAUUUUAAGUUUAAAGAGUAUUGCCCUCUUGUUUUCCGUAAUUUGAGAGAGAGGUUCAGCAUCGAUGACCACGACUUCCAGAACUCUUUGACACACAGUGCGCCCCUUGUUAGUGAAGCUCAGGGCCGUAGUGGAGCUCGCUUCCACACCUCCUACGACAAGAGGUACGUCAUCAAAACCAUAAGCAGCGAGGACGUGGCUGAGAUGCACAACAUCCUCAAAAAGUACCACCAGUAUAUCGUGGAAUGUCAUGGUACCACAUUGCUGCCUCAGUUUUUAGGCAUGUACCGCCUCACUGUAGACGGAGAUGAGACUUAUAUGAUAAUCACACGCAACGUGUUCAGUCACCGGUUGUCUGUGUAUAAGAAAUACGACCUGAAGGGAUCUACUGUUGCCAGAGAGGCAAGUGACAAAGAAAAGGCUAAAGAAUUCCCCACGUACAAAGACAAUGACUUUAUCAAUGAUGGACAGAAAAUAUACAUUGAUGAAGAGAGUAAGAAGACCUUCCUUGAUAAGCUACGAAAGGAUGUAGAGUUCCUUGCUUUGCUGAAGUUGAUGGACUACAGUCUUCUGGUUGGGAUACAUGAUGUGGAAAGGGCAGAACAAGAGGAGGUGGAGAGUGAGGAUAAUGAUGGAGAAGAGGAAGGAGAGAGUGAUGGAGGGAUUGUAGGCACUCCUCCUGACAGUCCCAGUAACACUCUGGACAGCACUAAACCACUCUCACCGGGAGACUUCAACCCCAGUAUUGACGUCUAUGCCAUCAAAAGCCAUGACAAUUCUCCCAGAAAGGAGGUCUAUUUUAUGGCUGUUAUUGACAUCCUUCAGCAUUAUGAUGCCAAGAAAAAGGCUGCUCAUGCAGCCAAGACAGUAAAGCAUGGGGCUGGGGCAGAGAUUUCCACCGUGAACCCAGAGCAGUACUCGAAGAGAUUCUAUGAUUUCAUCACUACCAUUCUGCCCUAGUCCGAGGCAGCUGAGCGGAGUCCACAGGGAUGAAGAGGGACGCCAGCAGAGGGGUGUUGAACACUCACUCACCUGCUCUGCCACAGGGGGGCACCCCUACAGCAGCUACAACCACCAUUCGUUUACAUUUUGAUUUUCAUUUAUUUGUCUUGUGGGACCAUGAGAGUGAUGGAAACUCUUAACUUUUUUUUGGGGGGGGGAUGGGGCUUUUUACUGCUUUCUUAUGCAUGCCCCUUAAUCUUGUUUGUUCCAUUUGAUAUUUUUCUUGCCUUUUAAAGCGGAAUGGGACGGAGAGAGGAAAGAGAGCUCAUGUGAUGGUCUGUGGCUCAGUUAGUAAAAUUAGGUCUUUGAAAAAAGGAGGCCAAAACACAACUUCUUAAUUGGAACUGUAUGCGUUCUCUCACUGACUCAUUCAUCAGAUCCCUAGCCGAACUCACUUCACGCAACCCUUGGCUGCCCGCUCUGCUUUACUCCACUGGGGUCAACAGCUUCGCAGAGACACCACGGCACCUGCUAACUCGCCUUACUCGCACAGUCCUCUUCGUUAUCGGGACAGACUAACCAGAAACGCUCUUUGAGCCAUUUACAAAAGGAGGACCCAUCGCUCCCUAACCUGCCUUGUGUGGACAGACAGCUUUUGCAUGUUGUAUGUUCCUUCAGUGUUCUUAGGCAAAUGCGUUUGAAAUGGUGGCGAAGGUUCCGAUAGGUAUUUUUUCAUUUGGGUUUUUUUUUUUGGAGUUUUGUUUUGCAGCAACUUGACAGAAGGGAGAAUGAAGACACUGAGGCAGCAGGAUCAGUGGUUUCUCUUCAGUCAUCAGUGAUUUCUGUUACAUUAAUGAUUCAAUUACCAUCAGCACCUUAAACUGUUGCACUUUUUAUUAGGAUCACUCGGUCUGUUACGAGCUGCAACGAUAGCACUAUGAGGCACUGUUCAACGCAGCCUUGCCGUUUCACGUGUUCUCACGCAUACGCUUGUUCUCAACAGACAAAACAUAGUUUACCUCUUGCAUCGUACCAGGACACACCGAUUUGUGAUGUGUUUCAGUAUUCCAUGGAGGUUUGGGGAAGGGGUGCUUUGUUGUAUUUUUUUUUUCUUAUAAAAUUUUUUUUUUAAACAUUGGUUUUGUUUGAAAUUGUGUAUGUCUUGUGAGUUUUGUUCGAAAUUCUUUUGAACGUUCAAAUUGGCAGCAAAAUAGAUGAAAUGUUGUAUAUUUUGCACAUGAUGAAUGGAACCAAAAUGUUCACGGAAUCCUGUUGGUUCUGCAGUGGUUUUUACAAGGGAAACAGAACACCUGUAACAGAGGAGGAUACUUUUGUAAAUGGCAUUGAAUUGGAAGCAGGUCAUUUUAACAUUUGUUUCUUAACUUUUCUAAUUCAAAGAUAAAAGCCUCCUCAUCCUAUGUUGGUUUAGACUUUUCGAUCACUUGCACAUAUUUUUACAUUGAAUUUUAACCCACCAGAACUUUAAAAACACCACGCCGUGACUCAGUAAAAGUGUUCUGAUAAAUGAAGAAUGUUACUGUUUUAAAUCAUACAACACAAGUACUGUGUAAAAAAGAAAGAAAAAAGAGAAAAAGAUGCAUGUUGCAUUAUUUUACGUGUCAAGUCUGGUUUAGUCCAGAGAUGGUGUAUAUUCCAUGCUUGGUCAUAUUUUUAUUUUUUCCCCUUGUCCUAAACACCCCCAAUCCCAAUCCCAUACCAUCCCAGGUCUAUUUUUUAAGAUGGUCCCAUACUUGCUUUAUACUGUUUUCAAUGUAUAUACACUGUGCAAGAGUCGUGCCUUUUUACUCCAAAUUAUUUAAUUCAUUAUUUUAAAUCUUUUUUCCCCUCCAAACAGAAGUAAAAUCAUAUUUUCUAAUAUUAGGGUGGUUGUUGAAAAAAAAAAUCCAGAUAUUUUCUUUUUUUUUAAGUGGUGUUUUGAUGUUUCAAAAUGUGCUGUUGCUUCAAAUGGAUACAAGACGUUGCAUUUUCUGUUCACAACAACAACAACAACAACAACAACAACACUGAAAAGGUCACAAUUUCUCUAAUUCUAUGUGCAAAGCCUUUGUACAAGAGUGUGCAUUGUGAAUUUGUUGAUAUGAGUAGGUGUGGCUCUUGUUAUAGUGUUAAUUGUAAAUUUGUGUUCAGGCUUUCUCCAAGCAUUUUUAUCUGGAAGUAUUAUCUGACACCGAUGUUACAGCGUCCUUGGUUAGUGUUUCAUUUUCUUAAUAAACUGAGCGCUGCUUGUGCCCUUGGGAAACCAUUGCACAGUGGGAAAAGAAGCAUUUUUAUUGUUCUCGUUGGGAUGAAAACAAACCCUGGUCUUCUUGGUUGUAAUAUUCAUAACAACAACAACAAAAACCCACAAUGGGCCUGACAAAAGAGGCAGUUUUAGCGGCAGACUUUGAUAGUGUCGUGAUCAGAGCAUCGCUUCAGCUUCUGAUACUGGAUGCACACGCAGAGAUAUAUAUGUGAAAAGUGCUACAGUAGCUACGAUACAGCUUCACUUCACGCCUUCUUAAAAAAAGCCCUCCACCAUGUUCUUCAUUUGCCAAAAGCAAUUUUUUCUCAGUGUGUUCAUUGAUGGAUAAUUCAUAACAAUAAGCUUUGGAAAAAAAAUGUAAUGUACUUUUAGCAAUUCGAUUUCUAUUUUCUAAACAUUUAUGAAUGCCGCGAACGUAUCGAUUUUAUUUGAAUAUGCAGGUUUACACGCUUACUGAAAGAAAAAUAAAAUCCCCUUCGUUUGUGUUUUAAUCUAGAUAGUGAAGGUAAUAGAAGUGAUGGGAAGCGCUGGUUAUCUGCAUCACACUCACAGAUAUGAGUUGUUUUUUGUAAAGUUGUUUUUGAGAGUAACCAAAGGGGAGGCUGUCUCAUGUGUUAUGAUGUAAACCGAUAUACACUCCAUUCCAUAAGCAUUGCUCAAAACAAUAAAGCACUUUGUCUGCAA